AAUUUCAUAGCACCAGAAGGAUGACAAGGACAAGGAGAAGGAGGAGGAAAUGCCUUCCCCAGAGAACCUACAGCCCCAGCUCCCAUGCUCAGUUCCAGGGAAAAUAAAGUCAAUGUUUAUGGAAGGAAAAAUGCCAGCUUCUCUGAGAAAGCUGCGGCAAAUGGCUGUUUUCAUGGGGCUGUUCAGCGGCGGGGGAUGCAUCGUGAUGUACAAUCUUAUGCAAAAAAGUUUUGCCAGGACCCAGUAUUACCAGCAAGCUUUGGAGCAACUGAAGAGCAAUCCUGAUGCCCUGGCAGCCCUGGGUGCCCCCCCUCUUAAGGUUCACAACAUCCACCUGACAGAUGGGAGCAAUCGCGUGGACACAGAAAGAGCGCGGAUAAAGUUACCAGUCUCUGGAACAAAAUCAGCAGGCUGCCUCUACAUUAAUGCAGAGAUGGACCACUCCCAUCAGCGCUGGUGCCUUCAGGAUGUCACCUUGAAACUGCGGGAUGGUCAGAAUAUUCCCGUUUACCACUCUCCAGUGGAAAGCAUUGGUGUGCAAGAAGGCUAAAAAUCAGGGACAGCUGCAUCUCCGCCUCCCAUUGAGCCAGAGGAGCCAUUAAUCGAUUGCAUCCUGCUGUGUCUGUGAAUGUACACAGUUGUCACAAGUGACAGUUUCACUUAAAGCGGUGCUCUCAAGACAAUUUUCUCUCCAAGAUUUACCUCAUUAUUGUUGCAAUGGUAAUUUCUUUCUUUUGCUGGUUUAUUCAUGUGUUUAAUAGAAGCCUAAAAUAAAUAUCUUGCAUAAGAGUUGCUGUUGCAGAGAA
Messenger RNA from Melospiza melodia melodia, 806 nucleotides. Its product is annotated as cytochrome c oxidase assembly factor 1 homolog. The record is from RefSeq and is a predicted model, not a curated record. Gene Ontology annotation, cellular component: mitochondrial inner membrane. The transcript is spliced from 5 exons. Bases 50 to 550 code for a protein of 166 amino acids. NCBI's taxonomy places the organism in Eukaryota, Metazoa, Chordata, Aves, Passeriformes, Passerellidae. Gene Ontology annotation, biological process: mitochondrial respiratory chain complex IV assembly; mitochondrial respiratory chain complex I assembly.